Caretta caretta (loggerhead turtle) is the source of this 3128-nucleotide messenger RNA. Lineage: Eukaryota; Metazoa; Chordata; Testudines; Cheloniidae. The record is from RefSeq and is a predicted model, not a curated record.
AUGGGACAGUCCACCAUAGCGACCGGGUGCGGGGUUUCGGGUCUCCGGGGCACUCGUGCAUCAGCGAAGAACACCCUUCGUGCCCGGGGCGAAAGGAAAAGAAGACGACACAUUAUCAUCUUACCGCUCCUGCGCCCGGGGAACGUCGCCAUCCCGAGGGUCCCUGGCCCGCGUCUUCUGUCCUCCUGCCGGAACCACGCCCGUAUCGAUCAAUCCACGAGGGGGCCAACCGACUCUAACACCAUCUUGGAGGAUGGGGGUAUGUCGGUGGCUAAAGCAGGACGCCGCGCCACUCGGGUUUUUGGCCCACUCGCCCUCUUUGGACGGAGGCGGAUGGGCCAAAUCUACUCCCUGAUCACGCCCAAUGUCCUGCGGGUGGAGAGUGAAGAGAAGGUCGUGGUGGAAGCCCAUGGCCUCAAUGCCCCAAUCACGGUUACAGUCACUGUGCACGACUUCCCGCAUAAGAAAUACAUCUUAUACCAGGUCCGAACCAACCUCAACCCUGUGAAUGGGAUGAUGGGCACAGCCAUAAUAAAGGUCCGGCUAGAGCUGCUGUACAACUCAGUUUUCUGCAGCGCAUCCACUUCCAAGGCUAAAUACCGGCAGAUCCUUGACAUCAAAGCCAAGUCCUCCCUGGCCGUGCCAUUAGUGAUUGUCCCGUUGCAGCUGGGAUCUCACGACAUUGAGGUCAAGGCAGCGAUGUGGGGCAGUUUUGUGUCUGAUGGUGUGAAGAAGAAACUGAAGGUUGUGCCUGAAGGGAUGAGGAUGACCAAAACAAUUACAUCUGUCAUAUUGGAUCCAUCUGCGAAAGGAGCAGGGGGAGUCCAGGAAGUGAGGGUGAAAGCGGCAGAUAUAGAUGACAUUGUUCCAGACACAGAAUCGGAGACCAAAGUCAGAAUCCAAGGAAACCCCGUGAAAAUCAUUGUCGAAAACUCCAUCGACGGGGCCAACCUGAAGCACCUCAUUGUGACGCCAUCUGGCUCCGGGGAAGAGAACAUGAUCGGCAUGACCCCCCCCGUCAUCGCCACCAUCUACCUGGACAGCACCAAGCAGUGGGGAAGGAUCGGAGUGGAGCGCAGGGCAGAAUCCAUCAGGUUGAUCACGCAAGGUUACACGCAGCAGAUGGUUUACAAAAAACCCGACUUCUCAUACGCCGCUUACAAAGACCGGCCAGCAAGCACUUGGCUGACGGCGUACGUGGCAAAGGUCUUUGCCAUGGCUAAGAAACUGGUGUCCAUUGAAAACCAAGUUAUCUGUGGGGCGGUGAAAUGGCUGAUCCUGGAAAAGCAGAAACUGGAUGGCAUCUUCCAAGAAGAUGCCCCCGUAAUCCACGGAGAGAUGGUUGGAGGGUACAAGGGUGCUGAGCCUGAUGUCUCUUUAACAGCUUUCGUGCUGGUUGCAUUGGAAGAGGCCAAGGACAUCUGCAAGGAUCAAGCCAAUAGUUUGGAAGGCAGCAUCAGCAAAGCCGCUGACUACUUAGCCCAAAGGUACCAGUCUCUAACCAGACCUUACACUGUGGCUCUUGCUUCCUAUGCCUUAGCGAUGGUGGGGAAACUGAACACUGAGACGGUGCUCAUGAGAGCUUCGAAAGAGGGAAAUCGCUGGGAAGAGCCAAACGCCCGCACCUUCAACAUUGAGGGCACCUCGUACGCCUUGCUGGCCUUGCUGAAAAUGAAGAAGUAUGAGUUGACCGGUCCCAUAGUCAAAUGGCUGAGAGAGCAGAACUACUACGGAGGGGGAUAUGGAUCUACCCAAGCUACCAUCAUGGUGUUCCAGGCUCUUGCGCAGUACCAGAUAGACAUUCCGCAGCACAAAGACCUGAAUUUGGACGUUUCUAUUCUCCUGCGGCACCAUGCUAGUCCGAUAAAGUACAGAAUCUUAAAUCACAACGCUCUGGUGGCCAGAACAGCAGAGACCAAAUGGAAUGAAGACUUCACUGUGAAGGCAGAAGGAACUGGACAAGCGACCUUAACCGUAAUGAUAAUUUAUAACGCAAAGCUACGGGAGGAUGAAUCUCAGUGUAAGAAGUUUGACCUGAGGGUAUCGGUCGAAGAAGCCCGGGGUGUUAAGAAGCCGGAAGGAGCAAUGCGUUCAGUCUAUAUUAAAAUCUGCAUCAGGUUCCUCGGUGUGGUUGAUGCCACAAUGUCCAUCAUCGAUGUCUCCAUGCUCACUGGCUUCUCACCAGACGUGGAGGAUCUUAAGAGACUUUCCCAAGGGGUCGACAGAUACAUUUCCAAGUUUGAAAUCGACAAAGCCCUGUCCGACAGAGGCAACCUCAUGAUCUACCUGGACAAGGUUUCGCACAGAGAGGAUGAAUGCCUGCAGUUUAAAGCUCACCAGUUUUUCGAAGUUGGUCUCAUUCAGCCGGCAUCCGUCACAGUCUAUGACUAUUACACCAUAGAUGACCGGUGCACUAAGUUCUACCACCCGUCUAAGCAGAGCGGGCUCUUCAAUAAGCUCUGUCACGGGGAAGUCUGCCGGUGUGCAGAAAAAAACUGCUUCAUGCAGCAGAAGAUAGAGGGUCCCAUCACCCUGAACAAACGAAUGGAGGAAGCCUGCGAACCUGGAGUGGAUUAUGUGUAUAAAACCAAGCUUGUUAGAACUGAAGAAGUGGGCAGUUCUGACUACUACAUCAUGGAAAUUUUGGAAAUCAUUAAAGUAGGGACUGAUGAAAAUCCACAAGGAAAAACCCGCCCAUUCAUCAGCCACAUAAAAUGCAGGGAGUCUCUGAGGCUGGAGCGUAACAAAGACUACUUGAUCUGGGGACUCAGCACCGACUUGUGGCCCAGGAAAGCUGAGCUAGCCUACGUCAUUGGCAAGGACACCUGGAUCGAGAAGUGGCCCAACGAGGAUGAAUGCCAGGAGCCGGAUUUCCAGAAUGUCUGCCAGGAAUUCCUUGAGUUCUCUGAAGCCAUGACCAUGUUUGGCUGCCCAACCUAAACUUGGACCCAGCUUUCCCAGCGGCCCCAAUGGGACAGUGUGAGCUGAGACGGAGUGUUACACUCAGGUGGAGACAUCUCCACUCAGAGUCCCAAUGCUGCUGACUCUCGCCACUAGCCCUGUCCUCUUGGGGGUUUCGCUCUCUUCUCUUCUUGUUCUUUCUAUAUAUAUAAACGGCUGAUUUCUUA